Molecule: messenger RNA, 1170 nt
Organism: Cylas formicarius (sweet potato weevil)
Lineage: Eukaryota; Metazoa; Arthropoda; Insecta; Coleoptera; Brentidae
Product: regucalcin-like
Exons: 5
Coding region: 69-1049 (326 amino acids)
Biological process (GO): L-ascorbic acid biosynthetic process
Molecular function (GO): calcium ion binding; gluconolactonase activity; enzyme regulator activity
Source: RefSeq, a predicted model, not a curated record
UACAUUCUCUAAUCGAUUCAGUUACGCCAUAUACAGUCAACGUUUUAGUUAGUAGUUUUUUUUUUCAAAUGGCUCCAGUUAUUUCAAGAGUAACCACCGUAACAUCUGAAUUGGGCGAGGCACCGCACUGGGAUGAGGAACACAACUGCCUGUAUUUUGUAGAUAUCCUAGGGAAAUAUCUCCAAAAGUAUAAUCACGACACCAAUAAAGUAACCAGAGUCCUUAUUGAUGGAGCUCCUAGCAUAAUCGUCCCAGUUAAAAACCACAAAGAUCACUUUGUGAUCUCGAAAGACAAAGAACUGCUCGUAGUGAAGUGGGACGACCAUCACAGCGAUCACGUUCAUAUUGUGGAAAGGCUGGCGGAAUUGGACGAAGAUAAAAACCUGCGUUUCAAUGACGGCAAAUGUGACACGAACGGAAGAUUGUGGAUUGGUAGCAUGGAUUUAACCAGAAAACCUGGAGUGAGCGUGCCGAAGGAACAAAGACAAGGUAGCCUUAUGUCGUUCAAAAAGAAGAUGUACACCCAUCUCAAUAACAUCGGGAUAUCUAACGGAAUUGCAAUUGAUCCUCAACGGGAAAAAUUGUAUUAUAUCGACUCGGACGAUACGGACGUCCUCGAGUUCGAUAUUGAUAUUCAACAUGGUGUCUUAAGUAAUCAAAAAGUCAUUUUUUCGUUUUCGAAUCACAGUGAUUUGGUCGGCAAACCUGACGGCAUGACCAUCGACUCAGAUGGAAACUUGUGGAUAGCGAACUUUCUAGGUGGAAGAGUUAUUAAAAUUGAUCCCAGAUAUACGGAUAAAUUGCUGCAGAUAAUCGAUCUUCCUGCCCAAGUACCGACGUCCGUUGCUUUUGGUGGCAAGCACUUAAACGAAUUAUACGUGACGACCGCUAGCUACAAUCCGGUAAUUCAAGAAAAUCUCCCGACACCCGCAAACGGCUCCCUUUACAGGAUCACAGGUUUGGGAGUGAAGGGAUUACCGGCACCGAAAGUCCCCAUAUCGCAUUUUGUCGCUUUCAAUCCGUUGACUGGAUAUUACUAUUACGAAUAAACAUUCUAUUUAGCAAUAGCAUUUAUAUUGUUUUUAUUAUAUUUUUAUUAUAAUAAUAUAUAUUUUUAUAAUUUUAUAAUAUUUAUAAUAUUAUAAUUUAUAAUAUAUAUUUAAUAAUAUU